GUGAUCUUUUCUGUGAGGACAAGUAGGCAACAAAUCAUGAUACCUGUUGACAUUAGUCUUUAGAUUCUUGAGCAUCAACACUUGGGACAAUGUGACUGGACUGGUGAGAAUGUUACUUAUUUCAUCCAUUUCAUUGUCAUAUUGUGCAGCUGAGCUUGAUUUAUGACUUGAAUCUCCUUUUUUUUUCUCUUUAGGAAAACAAUGGAAAACACAUUAUUGAGCCUUCACACCUUCCAACAAACAAGAAACUCUUCAAAUCUGUCUUUCACUAUUGUACAACCUUACUACAACUCUUCAUCAGCUUCUCCCUCCUCCUCAUCACCACCUGCUGACUUGGUGAUUUCCCCCAAUGUCGCAUACAUGGCAGCUGAGCUCGUCAUCGCGUUUCUCUCCACAGUCGGUAAUUUACUGGUCUGUAUCGCUGUCUUCAUCAACCGCAAUCUACGUACCGUCACCAACUACUUUCUGGUCUCGCUUGCAGUUGCUGACAUCUGUGUGGGCACUGUUGCCAUUCCCUGUGCCAUCCUGACCGAUGUCGGUUUACCGCGUCACAGUUUUUACCUAUGUCUUUUCAUGCUCAGUGUGCUGAUAAUGUUCACCCAGAGUUCCAUCUUUAGCCUGCUGGCAGUUGCCGUGGACCGCUAUGUGGCCAUCUUCAUGCCGUUUCGCUACCAGGCCCUAUUGACACCUCGCAACGCCAUGCUAGUCAUCCUCACCACGUGGCUGCUGGCCUUCUUCAUUGGGCUUGUGCCUCUGAUGGGCUGGCACAAGACACCACCUGAUUCAGGCUACUGUUUCUUUGUCUUAGUGGUGGACAUGACCUAUGUUGUGUACUUCAUCUUCUUUGUUUGUUUGUUGAUACCUCUGUUGACCAUGUAUCUCAUCUACGCUCGUAUCUUUGUUAUGGUCAAGCGGCAGAUGAGACGAAUCGCAUCUGAGCAAAGUGGUCGAGGGGGAAAGCAGAUGAGGGAUGCGGCACGUAUACGCCGCGAGAUGAAGACGGCCGCGUCACUUUUUCUGGUUCUUUUCCUCUUCACAAUCUGCUGGAUCCCACUCCAUGUGAUGAACUGCUUCCUGGUUCUCUGCCCAUUCUGUCCAGUGCCAUUAGAGCUGCUGCUCACUGCCAUCAUCCUGUCACAUGCAAACUCUGCUGUUAACCCUUUCCUGUAUGCGUACACAAUGACGGCAUUCAGGGACACCUUUAAAGCCAUUUUCUUAUGCUGCCGACCGGUGAGAAACAGAGAGGCUGCAAAUUUGGAUGGUGGUGAAGCUAGAGAGGGUGAAGCUGUUCAAAACGCACACCAGACCUGAACACCAUCAAUACUAAAUAUGAAAAUACAAACAUUCUACACAACACAAUACUAAAAUAAUUCACUUCUUU
Molecule: messenger RNA, 1381 nt
Organism: Solea solea (common sole)
Lineage: Eukaryota; Metazoa; Chordata; Actinopteri; Pleuronectiformes; Soleidae
Product: adenosine receptor A1-like
Exons: 1
Coding region: 202-1311 (369 amino acids)
Biological process (GO): G protein-coupled adenosine receptor signaling pathway; adenylate cyclase-activating G protein-coupled receptor signaling pathway; vasodilation
Cellular component (GO): membrane
Molecular function (GO): G protein-coupled adenosine receptor activity
Source: RefSeq, a predicted model, not a curated record